Messenger RNA from Lymnaea stagnalis (great pond snail), 21822 nucleotides. The record is from the annotation of a GenBank genome assembly. Lineage: Eukaryota; Metazoa; Mollusca; Gastropoda; Lymnaeidae.
GUCUGUCAUGGCGCAUGAUAAUCUUAACGUCCUGUAGCCUGUAUUCAAACUGGCGUGUCUAAAGUAAUGUGUUAGUGUAAGGUUAGGCAGUGGUAGAGAUUAUGACCUGAAUCUUUAUUUUAGAUUUGUCACGUAUUUCAAACGUUAAAUACAGCUUUAAUUCGUGUUUUUACGUAGAUUUAAUAACUAUAUAAACGAAAAGAUUAGUUCAUUCUUAUUUAGCUGUUGUGUUGGUUUCGCUAAAAGUCAAAUCAGUUGUCAAAAGGCUUCCGCUACAUCACUUUUCUGGUGGUUCCAUUGGUAACAGUGUAUGGCGCUUUCAUGUAAAGUCGCUUGUCAAGUCGUGGUAUGGUCUUAUUCUUUUUUAAAACAUACCUAAAAUAAUGUUUGUAUAUAACUUUAUUAUUUUGUAUAAAUAUCUAUAAAUGUGAUUAACAUCCACGUAAGACGAGAUAAUUAAUGGGUUCAUUUCAUGUUUUUUUAUCGCCUGAAUAAUAAAUACUAUGGGUUAUAUAUAAUAUUUAGAUAUGUUAUAUGUUUAUUUAUAUUUCAGGAAUUCGUUACUGUCUAAGUAAAGUGAAAAUAGUCUGCCAUGACAUAUGUUGGAAACACAUGUGAAAUUUUCAGAAAUACUGUGAAUUUAAAUGUAUAUAAUAUAGCAUUUAAGAGAAUUUAAGCAAAAUAAAUCAGGUAUAUUGAAGUUUUUCUUUGUCGAAAAAGCUGACACUUUGAACUAAAAAAAAAAAAGGAAUUGAAACAAGUCUUCUUAACACCUGAAUACUCUAAUGGAUUUCAAUGGACGUGAUAUAUAAAUACUGUGAAUUUAAAUGUAUAUAAUAUAGCAUUUAAGAGAAUUUAAGCAAAAUAAAUCAGGUAUAUUGAAGUUUUUCUUUGUCGAAAAAGCUGACACUUUGAACUAAAAAAAAAAAAAGGAAUUGAAACAAGUCUUCUUAACCCCUGAAUACUCUAAUGGAUUUCAAUGGACGUGAUCUAUAGUUGAUAUAAGGGUGUAUGUAGGUGACACAUGGGUAACAUAGAGGUAAUGCAUAGGUGUAAAUAGGUGAUGUAUAUGUGUUAUAUAGGUGAUAUAGAGGUGUAUCUUUUGCCAUCACAGAAACAAGAAUGAGUUUAGAAGAUUUCAACAUCUACUUCAUAAACAAUUGGAUCCUGAUACCAGUGGUAAGUAGGUCAUUGUCAUGUCUGUAGGUCACUGUCAUGUCUGUCAUAACACAUCGAUUAUCAGCUGCGUGUCUGAAACUAUGGUCACCUUAAGCCAUGGGCCCGCUAACUAUGGUCACUUAGGGCACGGUUCAGCUAACUAUGGCCACUUUGGGCACGGGUCAGCUAACUAUGGUCACUUACGGCACGGGUCAGCUAACUAUGGCCACUUUGGGCACGGGUCAGCUAACUAUGGUCACUUAAGGCACGGGUCAGCUAACUAUGGUCACUUAGGGCACGGGUCAGCUAACUAUGGUCACUUAAGGCACGGGUCAGCUAACUAUGGUCACUUAAGGCACGGGUCAGCUAACUAUGGUCACUUAAGGCACGGGUCAGCUAACUAUGGUCACUUAAGGCACGGGUCAGCUAACUGUGGUCACUUAGGGCACGGGUCAGCUAACUAUGGUCACUUAGGGCACGGGUCAGCUAACUAUGGUCACUUAGGGCACGGGUCAGCUAACUAUGGUCACUUAGGGCACGGGUCAGCUAACUAUGGUCACUUAGGGCACGGGUCAGCUAACUAUGGUCACUUAGGGCACGGGUCAGCUAACUAUGGUCACUUAGGGCACGGGUCAGCUAACUAUGGUCACUUAGGGCACGGGUCAGCUAACUAUGGUCACUUAGGGCACGGGUCAGCUAACUAUGGUCACUUAGGGCACGGGUCAGCUAACUAUGGUCACUUAGGGCACGGGUCAGCUAACUAUGGUCACUUAGGGCACGGGUCAGCUAACUAUGGUCACUUAGGGCACGGGUCAGCUAACUAUGGUCACUUAGGGCACGGGUCAGCUAACUAUGGUCACUUAGGGCACGGGUCAGCUAACUAUGGUCACUUAGGGCACGGGUCAGCUAACUAUGGUCACUUAGGGCACGGGUCAGCUAACUAUGGUCACUUAGGGCACGGGUCAGCUAACUAUGGUCACUUAGGGCACGGGUCAGCUAACUAUGGUCACUUAGGGCACGGGUCAGCUAACUAUGGUCACUUAGGGCACGGGUCAGCUAACUAUGGUCACUUAGGGCACGGGUCAGCUAACUAUGGUCACUUAGGGCACGGGUCAGCUAACUAUGGUCACUUAGGGCACGGGUCAGCUAACUAUGGUCACUUAAGGCACGGGUCAGCUAACUAUGGUCACUGAGGGCACGGGUCAGCUAACUAUGGUCACUUAGGGCACUGGUCAGCUAACUAUGGUCACUUAAGGCACGGGUCAGCUAACUAUGGUCACUGAGGGCACGGGUCAGCUAACUGUGUUAAGCGGCCUUAAGUCUUUCUUUUAUUUUUUCGUCUCUCAAAUGGAUUUUUUACUUUUUCUUUGUAAGAUAUUUUGUUCAUCAGAUCCAUGAAUCAUAUGUAGCUGUCAUGAAUCAUCUGUAGCUGUCAUGAAUCAUAUGUAGCUGUCAUGAAUCAUAUGUAGCUGUCAUGAAUCAUAUGUAGCUGUCAUGAAUCAUAUGUAGCUGUCAUUUAAAUGUUCAUCCCACGUUCUUAAAUGUCCCACAUUUUAAUUAAAAAGGCUAAUUUUGGACUUUAUGAGUCUAAGCGUUGUCUCUCAUCUGUGAGUGCCUCGUGUAACAUAAGUAGACAACUUUUGAUGACACCUUCCACUUACAUCAAACCUUGUACAAUACCACAUGACGCUACGCUGUACCAGACCACCUGACAGCCACGUUGUACUGUACAACGUUACACUGCACUGUACCAUACCACCUGACACCUAUGUUCUCCCAUACCCCCUGACACCUAUGUUGUACCUGACACCUAUGUUGUACCUAACACCCACAUUGGACCAUACCGCCCGACACCUAUGUUGUACCAUACCACCUGACACCUAUGUUGUACCUGACACCCACGUUUUUCUCACCCUGCAUAAAUUACAUUUACUUGACAAUAUAUUAUAAACUGAAUUAAACAAUAAAUUGUUGAUUUCAAUAGUUUUUGAAUUUUUGUUGAUUGUUAAUGAAUAAAAAAAAACAAUGUUGAGGUUAGUUGAAGGGUUGGUCACUUGCUGCUAGUUACUUCAUUUUCAACUGCACUGCUUAUCCCUAGUAAUGGAUAAAUAGCUAAUAAUAUUGUUUUAAAGCAAAAAUUCUUUACCCAAUUUAUAGAUCGCUUUUUCUAAUUUCGAAUCCGUCACUAAAUAUUUAUUAGCAAAUAUUUCUAACAACGUACAAGACUGCGAAUGUCACUACAUGUAUCUUUAUAAUAUGUAAAUGACUUUAUAUGUUGACUUUGUAAAUGUAAAAAGCACUAAAUAUUGUAUAAGGAGUUUGACAUGAAAAUCUUGAGAUAAUCCAGUUACAAGAGGAGCAGUGGUUCCCAGAUUUUUUUCUCUCCCGUACUCUUUUAUUAGACGUGUCAUUUAUAAAUAACCCCACCCCCACCUUGCCCACACACACCCUCACACACAACUUUCCUUACUUCCAGUUAUCCCUAAACAAAAUUAAAAACAAUAGAUCAGCUAAAUAAUGAAAUGAAGCUGAUACAGUCAAUGACUUUAUUACACUUUUAUUUUCUAUUUUACAAGUUAGUUCCAUUUCUUUUGUUGCAAAUUAAUUUUUUUUUUUUUUUUAAAUCUGUUACCCCCAUAAAUUUUUCACAAAAGUACAAUAAUUAUUCCUUAACUUUUGAAUAACAGUUAUUCAUGUUGCAUGAUUAUGGUACAAUUUGUCUCUUUAAAUCAAUAAUAUUUGAAAAUGAUCAUUGAUUGUGUUUCAUGAAUCCUAGCUUUAUUUUUUUAAAAGGCUUAAUACAAGAUUAGAUAUUACGUCAAUCUCAUUGCGAUAUUUACAAUUAAUGCAUCUUUAAGAUCAGAAUGUUCUUUCGAAAACGGCCAAAUAGGGUUUGUCAUUCCCAAGACCCGAAUAUGUCACAUUGCAUUACGUAAAUUGAGGGGGUGGGUGGAGUUACAACUGGUCCUGGUCGACAUUAUGCCCAUAUUUGCCGAUUAUAGAUACAUCGCCCUAGGGCGUAGCUAGGGUUAGUGUCACCCUGGGUGGGCCAAGAUGUGCUUUCCUUCCGUCUACGCUAAAAAACAAUCUCCAGUUAGCCGAAAAUACACCACCUCCAUAAAAGGAGAAAAAAUGGACAUGGGGUUGGAUCGCCGUCGAUGCCUCUGACACUGGUCAUCCGAAUAUCUGAAUUUCCCACCCUCAUUAACUAUUGAGUGGAAGAGACACUACAAACAUAUACAUAUAGAAUCGACCAACGUCCACGACGAACCUGGGAGCUGGUGACAAUCUGUCACUUGAUGAAAUUUAGCCCAAAAGAAACAAAAAAAAGAGGAAAUAAAUUGUAUUCUAAAAUGAGAACCUGGGAUUUCUCGGGAUGGGAAAAUUUCCCGGGAAGUCUUUUGUGUACUAAAAAUCCCAGGUUCCUGGGAGAGAAAAACCUUGUACAGGCAUCUCGGUGAAACCAAUCUCCAGCCCCCCCACCUCCCGCUUCAGAAUUCAAUAGCAUAAAAUUCAGAAUUAACAAUAGAAUAUGUUUCGUGACUUUUCUUUAAAAAAAAAAAAAAAAUUCAACACAGCUCGCCAUAAUCACCUGGAAGAAACUCUCUUCAUUCAUUAAUAAUGAGCACCAUAUGCUUUAACAUUUGUGACAUAAAGACUUUAUUACUAAAUAUCAAAUCUAGGAACAUAUCAAACAAUGAUCAGAAAACCCUUUUCAAUUUCUAAAUAAUCCUAUAUCUGAAAUACAUUACAGGCAUGCAUUAUCUGGUUUCUGUCAUUCUUGGAAAAGCGCAAAAGGCGCCAGGACGUGUGUGAUGGACGUCCAGCAUUGAUCAUGUAUGUUCACCUCCCUGAAGUUUACUUCUCUUGCUAUUGAUAUCCUUGAUUUCAGUAAUCCUAUUACAUUUUAUAUCCUAGUUUCAGUAGUCCUAUUACAUUUGAUAUCCUAGUUUCAGUAGUAAUAUUACAUUUGAUAUCCUAGUUUCAGUAGUAAUAUUACAUUUGAUAUCCUAGUUUCAGUAGUAAUAUUACAUUUGAUAUCCUAGUUUCAGUAGUCCUAUUACAUUUGAUACCCUAGUUUCAGUAGUAAUAUUACAUUUGAUAUCCUAGUUUCAGUAGUAAUAUUACAUUUGAUAUCCUAGUUUCAGUAGUAAUAUUACAUUUGAUAUCCUAGUUUCAGUAGUAAUAUUACAUUUGAUAUCCUAGUUUCAGUAGUAAUAUUACAUUUGAUAUCCUAGUUUCAGUAGUAAUAUUACAUUUGAUAUCCUAGUUUCAGUAGUAAUAUUACAUUUGAUAUCCUUGAUUUCAGUAGUCCUGUUAUAUUUGAUAUCCUUGAUUUCAGUAGUCCUGUUACAUUUGAUAUCCUAGUUUCAAUAGUAAUAUUACAUUUGAUAUCCUUGAUUUCAGUAGUCCUGUUACAUUUGAUAUCCUAGUUUCAAUAGUAAUAUUACAUUUGGUAUCCUUGAUUUCAGUAGUAAUAUUACAUUUGGUAUCCUUGAUUUCAGUAGUCCUAUUACAUUUGAUAUCCUUGAUUUCAGUAGUAAUAUUACAUUUGGUAUCCUUGAUUUCAGUAGUAAUAUUACAUUUGGUAUCCUUGAUUUCAGUAGUAAUAUUACAUUUGGUAUCCUUGAUUUCAGUAGUAAUAUUACAUUUGGUAUCCUUGAUUUCAGUAGUAAUAUUACAUUUGGUAUCCUUGAUUUCAGUAGUAAUAUUACAGCAAACAUUUAUUUCUUGAAUAAUUAACUCUUUUCAUUAACCGUCUACAUUACUUUAACAGUAUGUAACGCACUGCUUCUGACAUACGACAAUGAUUACAUAUAACAUUGAUACAAAUAUUAAAUAUAACAAAGAUUACAAUGUAGUACAAUGACAACGGUGAACGUGUUAAAUAUGCAACGAUGACAAUGACAAUAAUAAUAUCCAGCUCUUUGCAGACCGAUUCCCUUCCUGGACGGCUAUGAGAACAGAAUGGCGUACUCCGUGGCUUUUGGUACCAUCACCAACACAUUCGUCUCACUGGUGUUAUCAGAAGAUACCCUGGGCUUCGACAUGCCAUUGUGGGGACGAGGUAAACAGUAGUAACGAUCGAUACAGAACAUGGUCUUAUUUUUUAUUUCUCUGUAAAUUCAGAAAUUGUUUCGAUUUUUAAAAAAAAAUAUUCAUCAAAUUGUACUUCAAUACAUGUUCCUAAAUCUCGACACCACGUGUUUGCCUUGAGACUUACGGAAAACGCACUUUCGCAUUUGCUGGUCCAACAAUUUGGAUCGCCCUUCCUGUCGAUCUUAGAAACAACCAGACACUGGAGUCCUUUAAAACCGAUCUAAAGACACAUCUAUUUCGCAAAUACCUUCUGGGAUGAUUGUCUACCUUAUUUUCCAGUUGAUGCAUAAUGGAUGUGUUGCUCCGGGUUGAAAUGGCUAGAAAGACUUUGAGAUUGUAUGCUUGAAAUUAGUUUUUGUAGUGUUGCGUUUGUUUUAAAUGUGGUAAAUGAUAGAUAUGUUUUUUGUUGAUUUUGUACCGCGCUUCGAGACUUUGGGGAUGAAGCGUGUUUUUGAAAUGAACUUUAUUAUUAUUAUUAUUAUUAUAUAUAAUGAAUUUGCAGGUAAUACAUUUUGUUAUUUUGUGUAUAAGAAGAAAUGUAAAUUGCGCAUUGAUUUAAAAUAUUGCCUUCCUUAAAAACACAAUGGCAUAUACGACUACAAAAUAAAAUUAUGUAUUAUCCUCGUUUCAGCUCUCUACGUGUACCUUCAAGCCUUCAUUGGCUGUCUGACUUGUUUCCCUUUGGUGGCUUGUCUGUCCACACGGUACAGGGCCAUUGGCGCUAUUAUUUGUAUACUUUAUUCUAUGACGUGGUAAGGUUUUUUUUUUAUGUCGCGUUACCUACCUUAAAAGAAAAUGAUGACGUAACGAUUGAUCCAUUUGAUAAAUAUUAUUUUUUUACAAAAUGCUUUGUAAUUUGUUAUGCUUAUUUCUUUAUCUUUGCUUUUUUUAUUUUGAAUAUAACCUAUACAUUGUAGAAAGCUUCAUUUGAAUUUAAAUGCUCAUUACGUAACUUGUAUAGGUUUUUUUUAUUUCGAAUGUUUGAUAAAUACUGAGCUGUGCUUUUUACAUACACAAUUUUUGUGAAAAUUAUUAUGAAAUGCAAUUUGAUAUUGAUUCAGAUAACUUGUGAUUCAGAUAACUUGUGAUUCAGAUAACUUGUGAUUCAGAUAACUUGUGAUUCAGAUAACUUGUGAUUCAGAUAACUUGUGAUUCAGAUAAAUGAAAUUAAAUGUUGAUAAUCUACUUCAGGUUUUCCCUAAAUGUGGUGGAAACAAUAAAGGAAGUUCGUGAGAGUGAGAAUGACACACUGUGGGGGAUGGCAGUAAGUUACCGGUUGAAACUUGGCAACAUCUCACAACUUUUUUUACAGUUAAAGAUAGAGUGGUUUUAUGAAAAGCAUCGACCACUAAAUAAAAUUAUCCAUUUUUAUCCUGAUUGCGAUAAAAUAAAUCCAAUAUUGACCUUUCGGAUAUUUGUCAUAAUUGAUCAACUGAUUAUUUCUAUUUAUUGAAUCCUCCCUGGUGUUCAGCCCUUUGACGAUGUGACCUUCAGCCUAUCUAAGGCCAACGCCAUCUUACAAGGCCUUCCAAGCAUCUUCUGUUACCUCGUCCUCAUGGGAUAUUGUGUCUACGUCCUAUAUAGAUGUGUCGUCAAUAGAACAUUUUACAAUAGAGUGAGUAGACUAUAGAGUGAGCAGACAUUAGAGUGAUUAUGUAAUAGAGUCGAAAAUAAAGUGAGUGGACUAUAGAAUGAGUAGACACUAGAGUGAGUAUAAAAUAGAGUUAGUAAACAAUAGAAUGAGUAGACAAUAGAUCGAGUUGACAAUAGAAGAAGUAUACAAGAGAUUAAGUAGAAAAUAGAGUGAUUAUACAAUAGAGUGAGUAGACAAUGAUGUUACAACUUAAUCUGGAUUUUGUCGUAAAUGCAUCCUUUCACAAUUAUUAUCCGAAAUCCACUGUAGCGUAGAGACAUAUGGAUAACGUUAGUAAAACAAUAUCCACAAUCCUACUUAAUGUCUAGUGAUGAUUCAUCUAAUGAUUAUCAUGUUCUUAGAGGUUGGACAAAAAUUGUGGCUUAGGAUCACCUAUAUGACGUAGCAUAUAUUAUAGUGAACCGCAAUAUACUGAAGGUUUUAGGUAUGCAUUAUGUAUAUACUAAAGUUUUUCCGUUUUUAUUGGGUAUAUACGAAAGUUUUUAGAAUAUGCAUUCGGUAUAUACUGAAGGUUUUAGUUAUGCAUUGGGUAUGUACUGAAGAUUUUAGGUAUGCAUUUGGUAUAUACUACUAAAGUUUUUCGGUUUGUACUGGGUAUAUACGAACGUUUUAAGAAUAUGCAUUCGGUAUGUACUGAAGGUUUUAGGUAUGCAUUUGGUAUUCACUUUAAACAAUUGUAGAUAUGAAUGGUAGUUUCGUGAUUUUGUUGUUGUUAUAUUGGUAAAUAAUCCACUUAAAUUGCCCACCCCAUUCAGCACACUGAAGGCUCUGUAAGGCGUCAUCAAGAGGAUCACGUGAGAUGGGUUUUGAGGAAGUCCAAAGAUAAAACUUACAUUGAUGACGCGGUGGGACCUAAAAAGUCUUUUGUGGAGAGAAUGUAAUUUUUAAACGCUAUUUUAUUUGCUACUUCAAUAUUACAUUUAGAAUUUAGUUUAAUUCGUUCAACUAUAAGAUAAUUUGAGCUGGAAAUCUUUAUAAUAUUAAAUAAUUUGAACUCGAAAUAUUCAUUGUUAUUUAUAUAAAAUAAUUUGAAAACGAAAUAUUCAUCUUUAUUAAUAUAAAAUAAUUUGAACUCGAAAUAUUCAUCUUUAUUCAUAUAAACGGUAAAAAAAUGCUUAAUAAAUGAAGGUCAGGCUCAUGAUUAUGGUCACUCAAAAUUUAUUUAUGUGUACUUAUUCUCAUUGCUAGAUGAUUCUGUGACAUAUUUCUAACCUGUAAUUUGUAACUAUACAUAAAUUACUUAGGCUCCCUACUUAAUGAAUAAGACUGGUGCCACUUAAUUAACUAUGGCGUCAUGUUGUCAGGGCCAAAGACAGGAAACUACGCCUCGUCAAAAGUUUACCAUUCUUCAAGUAUCCAACGAAAAUAUUUGCCAUCGCCUUUGUUCAGGUCAACAUCAUCUACUGGGUAAGAUAUUCAUCUCAUCCGUGACGACAGACACAUAAGAUAUUCUUCUCAUCAAUGAUGACAUAUAUAUAUUCAUCACAUCAGUGACGACAGACACAUAAGAUAUUCUUCUCAUCAGUGAUGACAUACACAUAAGAUAUUCUUCUCAUCAGUGAUGACAUACACAUACGAUAUUCUUCUCAUCAGUGAUGACAUAUACAUAACAUAUUCUUCUCAUCAAUGAUGACAUAUACAUAAGAUAUUCUUCUUAUCAAUGACGUCAUACACAUACAAACUUCCGGAACUAAAUGUUUCACGGAUCCAAAAGCAUUUUUUUUUAAAGCAGCCUCACGUGAUUAAACAUCUAUAAACUAAUUAAUUGUUGUUCUCAAUGACCUUUGACCCCCUUAAGACAUACGAAUAAAACAUUAACCAAUUAUUUUAUCAGUCAGAUCAAUUUAAAAAGUGCCAAAUGUUCAGUAAAAUAUGCGCACUCAAAGAGGAGUAAUUUGGGACUCGCUGUGAAUUUCUAUAGUAAUUCCUUAUCUAAGAGAAAGUCAUAGAGAAGGAAAAAGAGAGAGAGAGAAAGAGUGAGAGGGGGAGGAAGAGAGAGAGAGAGAGAAAGAGUGAGAGGGGGAGGAAGAGAGAGAGAGAGAGAAAGAGUGAGAGGGGGAGGGAGAGAGAGAGAGAGAGAAAGAGUGAGAGGGGGAGGGAGAGAGAGAGAGAGAGAAAGAGAGAGAGGGGGAGGGAGUGAAGAGAGAGAGAGAGAGAAAGAGUGAGAGGGGGAGGAAGAGAGAGAGAGAGAGAAAGAGUGAGAGGGGGAGGAAGAGAGAGAGAGAGAGAAAGAGUGAGAGGGGGAGGAAGAGAGAGAGAGAGAGAGAGAAUGGGAGAGAAUGGGAGAAAGGGGAGAGAAGGAGAGUGGAGAGAGAGAGGUCGUUGAUAUUGGGCACUGGACAAAUUGGUUUCACGACUUCAAACCCAUUAGACUUAAGAUGAAUGAUGUUAUACAAAAAUUAAGUGUAAUUUAACAACGAGGUAGUAUUAUUGUGCCAACCUAGGGGUCGUCCAUAUAGUACGUACGCAAUGGAGGGGGGUGGUGGUGUUGAAUAUGGAGAUUGUGCAUCCACGUGCGUAUGGGCGGGGGGGGGGGGGGUCUCGGCAAGAAGUACGUACAUUUAUUUUAAAAUUCUAUAGUAAACAUCAUGACUCUCUUACAGUCAAAAGAGAACAUAUUUCUGUCUCGAAUGCUGUAAAGAUAUCACGCUAUGCUUUGUAGGAAUUGUCGUCAUAAUGUUGCCUCGUGUUUUCACAAAUGAGCUGGCUCGAUAUCGCUCAGAUAGUACUCAGUUAUAGAGGUAUUACAGUAAUAUUUAGCCAACCGUGUGUUUAAUCUGCGUUUGACUUAUUUCCCCCCCCCCCACCAAAAAAAACAAAACAACAAAAUACAACGUCUACGACAGUUGUUAUCAAAACAUUAUUUUCCCGGUCCUCUUGCCAGCUUUAGGUGUUCAUCAAGGGCCCCGUGUUAAAACUCUAGCGCGUACAAUUCUAAAUUGAGAAUAAGUGAACACAAAUUAAAUUUUAAAAAAGCGUUUGCAUAAAAAUAGUGUAGGUCAUUAAGCACUAGUGUUUGCACCAAGAUCGCUGGAAGUCACAUCAUUAAGCACUAGUGUUUGCACCAAGAUCGCUGGAAGUCACAUCAUUAAGCACUAGUGUUUGCACCAAGAUCGCUGGAAGUCACAUCAUUAAGCACUAGUGUUUGCACCAAGACCGCUGGAAGUCACAUCAUUAAGCACUAGUGUUUGCACCAAGAUCGCUGGAAGUCACAUCAUUAAGCACUAGUGUUUGCACCAAGACCGCUGGAAGUCACAUCAUUAAGCACUAGUGUUUGCACCAAGAUCGCUGGAAGUCACAUCAUUAAGCACUAGUGUUUGCACCAAGACCGCUGGAAGUCACAUCAUUAAGCACUAGUGUUUGCACCAAGAUCGCUGGAAGUCACAUCAUUAAGCACUAGUGUUUGCACCAAGACCGCUGGAAGUCACAUCAUUAAGCACUAGUGUUUGCACCAAGACCGCUGGAAGUCACAUCAUUAAGCACUAGUGUUUGCACCAAGACCGCUGGAAGUCACAUCAUUAAGCACUAGUGUUUGCGCCAAGACCGCUGGAAGUCACAUUGGAUUAAACGUGUAUCUACAAUUAUGAGAAAUGUGUGAUAUUCGCGGCACCGCUGUGAGGACGCCAAAGCAACCUAGGACAGGGCCAAGCCGAGGAAAAGUGGCACAUGUGGCGAAGCCAUUGCAACUUCAUAGUAAAAACGCACCCCCCCCCCCGGGCGGACAAGUAAAAAGACAAUUUUGGCGCCCCUUGUCUUUCUGAAGUAUAUGGACUUAAAUAUUUUGAUUCACUAUUAAGGUCCUGUCUAAAGACGACGUUGGCGCCUAAUAUGUUGGCGCCCGGUGCCACUGCCCUCCUUUCCCCAUUCUAUUCGCUUGGCACGAGGGCAACGUGGCACUCAGGGUGACGCCGUGUGUGGCAGUGGAGUGAGGCAGUGGGUUUGGGGCAGUGGAGUGGGGCAGUGGAGUGGGGCGGUAAGGUGGGGUGGUGGAGUGGGGCGUUAGAAAGCUUCUUGUACAUACGCAUUGUUGGAGGGGGUGUCCAAAAAAAAAGAACGCGUGCAACACGGGGAGGGGGUGCACAUUGGACUUAGUUUUGGGGAAAUACGUUAAUGGACGCGACCUCCCCCCCCCCCCCAUAUUGAUUCUAACAGAGUUUUAUAUUGAUUCGUAUGCAACCCGGUAUCCCAAAGCUCGCAACUGCACAAGUUUUCCACGCCCCUGACCUAUUUUAAUAUGCAUUAGUGUACAUAGCAUUCUAAUCUGUUGUUUUAUCCACAGAUGGGCAUGUUUUUAAUCUCUGGAACUAUCAGCAUUGUUUAUGGAGUUCUCAAGUUAAAUUUUGAUAUAGAAAAUUUAUCUACAAUUGAAAAGGAGAAUUUGGCACUUGUAUCAAGUGAGCUUUCUUUAAACUUAUCUUAAGGAAAUACUAAAGAUUAUUAUGACCAUAGUGACAUAAUGACCAUAAUGAUCAUAAAGACCAUAAUGACUAUGCUACCUACAGCUACAUCAUUAUUCACAAUCAUCAUACUUGUCACAACUUCGUAAUAUUCAACAACAAAAAAAUAAUUACAAAACGAACACAUUUACUACAAUUUUCCCAUUGGACAUAAUCACCAAAAAACCCAUAAGUAAUUCAUUCUUCGUUAGCACCCCAUUUUAAUAUCACCACAAAAACAUAAGCACUUCAUUCUUCGUUAGCACCCCAUUUUAAUAUCACCACAAAACCAUUAGCACUUGAUUCUUCGUUAGCACCCCAUUUCACAAUCACCACAAAACCAUUAGCACUUCAUUCUUCGUUAGCACCCCAUUUCACAAUCACCACAAAACCAUUAGCACUUCAUUCUUCGUUUAGCAACCCAUUUUAAUAUCACCACAAAACCAUUAGCACAUCAUUCUUCGUUAGCACCCCAGUUCACAAUCACCAGAAUGCCCAUGCGUUCACGAAUAACGGUGUUCGCAAGCGUGUAUGGUCACGUGACACAGAAUAUUUUAUUGCAAAUAUUCACUCAACGCAAUGUUUGUUAACUUUGACCCCCCCCCCCCCCUUUCCUGGUUGAAUUCCGUUAGUGGUCAAAUGGUCACGUGACACAGAAAAUUUUAUUGCAAAUAUUCACUCAACGCAAUGUUUGUUAACUUUGACCCCCCCCCCCCCCUAUUGCUGGUUGAAUUCCGUUAGUGGUCAAAUGUAAUCCGUCUCAAUGUCCAUUUGUCCAAUCCAAGUAUAGUCUGUGCCGGUGUGGCCCUCAUAGUGGCCAUCUCGGGGUCCAUCGUCCACAUCUUCAUGGCCAUCAGGAAUUACAGGUCAGUGGCCAUAUUAAACCUUCUAUGUGUAGCUACACGCUUUCUGAAGUUACAGAACAUAUCUGACCUAUCUACUUAUCUAACUUAACUUCUUUUAUACCUUAUCUACUUAUCUAAAUAUCAACUUAUCUAAAUAUCUACUUAUCAAAAUAUCUAAUUAUCUAAUUAUCUACUUAUCUAACUUAACCCAAUAUCCUACUUUCAAAUUCUUUAGGGAAAAAAAAUAGUUUAAUUUUAUUUCUGAAAUACACUAUUUUAAUAAAUUUACGAAUUAGCCGUAAAAAAAUUAAACACAGCUUAUUGUCGUGUUUCCAAGAGCUGUUGUUUAAAUCCCCAGUGAAAUAAUGGUUGCAGAUAUAUUAGUAUAAGAUUGAAUGAGAGAAAUAUUUAUUUUAUUGCUUGAAAUUUCAAAAAAUAAAGUAAGAUACAACCAUGUUUAAAACUUCUACAUUUUGAAUUUAUACCAACACCCCAGAUAUCACAUGUUGAGGAUAUACCAAGGUGACAAAGAAUUUGCCGUACAGUUUGAGGACAGCUCACAAUAUAUUUUAGUAGGUCACUUAGGUCGAUGUUUUACCUGAGAGAGUGAUCACCUAAAGAUCACUCUCAAAUAUGCAAUCUUACACCAUAGUAUAUUCUCAAUAGCCUAUUCACUAUAGCCUAUUCACUAUAGCCUAUUCACUAUAGCCUAUUCACUAUAGCCUAUUCACGUAAGCCUAUUCACGUAAGCCUAUUCACGUAAGCCUAUUCACGUAAGCCUAUUCACGUUAGCCUAUUCACGUAAGCAUAUUCCCUAUAGCUUAUUUACUUUAGCAUAUUCUCUAUAGCCUAUUUACUUUAGCCUAUUCACUUUAGCCCAAUCACUUUAGCCUAAUAACUUUAGCCUAUUCACUACAACCUAUUCACGUAUGUCAAUUCACCUUAGCUAAUCACUUUAGCCUAUCACUUUAGCCUAUUCACUAUAGCCUAUUCACCUUAGUCUAUUCACUUUAGCAUAAUCACUUUAGCCUAUUCACUUUAGGCUAAUCACUUUAGCCUAUUCACGUAAGCCUAUUCCCUAUAGCUUAUUUACUUUAGCCUAAUCUCUUUAGCCUAUUUACUUUAGCCUAUUCACUUUAGCCUAAUCACUUUCGCCUAUUAACAAUAUCCUAUAUCCUUAGUCAUUCACUUUAGCCCAAUCACUUUAGCCUAAUAAGUUUAACCUAAUCACUUUAGCCUAUUCACUAUAGCCUAUUCACCUUAGUCUAUUCAUUUUUGCCUUGUCCCUUUAGCCUAAUCACUUUAGCCUAAUCACUUUAGCCUAGUCACUUUAGCCAAAUCACUUUAGCCUAAUCACUUAAGCCUAUUCACUCUAGCCUAUUCUCUCUAGCCUAUUCACUCUAGCCUAUUCACUUUGAUGUAAUCGCUUUAACCUUGUCACUUUAGCCUUUUUACUUUAGCCUUAUCACUUUAGCCUAUACACUUAGCCAAAUCACUUUGGCCUAGUCACUUUCGCCAAAUCACUUUAGCCUAACCACUUUAGCCUAAUCACUUUAGCCUAAUCACUUUAGCCUAAUCAUUUAAGCCUAUUCACUCUAGCCUUUUCACUCUAGCCUAUUCACUCUAGCCUAUUCACUCUAACCUAUUCACUCUAGCCUAUUCACUCUAGUUUAUUCACUCAAGCCUAUUCACUCUAGCCUAUUCACUUUGAUCUAAUUGCUUUAGUCAAAUCACUUUAGCCUAUACACUUAGCCAAAUCACUUAAGCCUCUACACUUUAGCCUAAUCUCCGCAUCUAGCCUUUCAGCCAAUGAAUAUGAUCUAGCUGUGUUGUAUCCACAGACCAGUAGCAUGCUGUACCCUGGCUACCAAGUGGGUUUCAUGCUCUGGGGUAAGGACCUCAUUUGAUUUUUAUUUGAUCCAAUAUUGAACAAACGAAACUCAUUUCUCGAUAGCAGUUGAAUCCACUCUAUGGAUAAUGCACUCUUACAAUAGUUCCUCGAUAGCAGUUGAAUCCACUCUAUGGAUAAUGCACUCUUACAAUAGUUCCUCGAUAGCAGUUGAAUCCACUCUAUGGAUAAUGCACUCUUACAAUAGUUCUUAAUAAAGCUUAAGUAUUAAAUAAUCAGUCUAAAGGUAGUAAUCGGACGGACAGAUACUAUUAGUAGUAAUAAGGCACUGGGAGAUAAUUCAAAGACCUCUCUCGUCCCAUCAAUGAAUUCAUGUCUUCCCAAAGGCUGUGUUGUCUUGUCCCAUCAAUGAAUUCAUGUCUUCCCACAGGCUGUGUUGUCUUGUCCCAUCAAUAAUUCAUGUCUUCCCACAGGCUGUGUUCUCUUGUCCCAUCAAUGAGUUCAUGUCUUCCCACAGGCUGUGUUGUCUUGUCCCAUCAAUGAGUUCAUGUCUUCCCACAGGCUGUGUUGUCUUGUCCCAUCAAUGAGUUCAUGUCUUCCCUCAGGCUGUGUUGUCUUGUCCCAUCAAUAAUUCAUGUCUUCCCACAGGCUGUGUUCUCUUGUCCCAUCAAUGAGUUCAUGUCUUCCCACAGGCUGUGUUCUCUUGUCCCAUCAAUGAGUUCAUGUCUUCCCACAGGCUGUGUUCUCUUGUCCUAUCAAUCAAUUCAUGUCUUCCCACAGGCUGUGUUCUCUUGUCCCAUCAAUGAAUUCAUGUCUUCCCACAGGUUGUGUUCUCUUGUCCCAUCAAUGAGUUCAUGUCUUCCCACAUGCUGUGUUGUCUUGUCCCAUCAAUGAAUUUAUUUAUUUAUUUAAUUAGGAAUUUUUAUAUAGCGCUUACCUUAAAGCUCUAAGCGCUUUACAAUUAUUAAAAACAUGUAAACUAACUAAAAUAAAAAUGAGACAUUAGGAUAGUAACUACUAUACUAUAGAAACAAUUAAAAUGGCUAUAAAACGAGGACACUUUGGCACGUUUUGGCCUAUAUUACAGGAUUAACCAGAGACAGAAAAUUAGGCCGGGCAAGGAGGGUGCAUCACAGGUCAUAGGCGGACCUAAACAGAUGGGUUUUAAGGGACUUUUUAAAAGUGGACGAGUUUUCACAAUGACGGAUAUGGAAGGGGAGCUGGUUCCAGAACGUGUUGUCUUGUCCCAUCAAUGGAUUCAUGUCUUCCCAAAGGCUGUGUUCUCUUGUCCCAUCAAUGAAUUCAUGUCUUCCCACAGGUUGUGUUCUGAGUUUCGUAUUUGUGCUACUGACUUCACUUUGUAUAGCGGAGCCUAUAUAUUGGUUAACAGAGUUAGGACUUUUGGGAGAUUUGGCUGUACAACUGGCUCAGACACUAAGGUAUUUAUUUGCUGUACAAUUGUCUCAAACACUAAGGUUAUUGGCUGUAUAACUGGCUUAGACAACAAGGUACUUAUGGCUGUAAAGCUGGCCCAGACACUAAUUUAUUUAGGAUUUUAUCUGUCUUAGAGACUAAGGUAUAUAUAUGGCCAUACCACUGCCUCAGACAAAAGGUAUUUAUGGUUGAUUAUCUGGCUAAACCAUUAAAGUACUGACAAAGAUCCGGAGUACCUUUACUUGCAGUGCUGCAUUAUUGCCCCAAUGACUCGAAUGAUGAAAGCCUUACUUCUGAUCAAAUAAAAGUCUGCCUGUUGAUUAGUUGUUGAUAAAUGUUUUUAUAGUCUAGCAUCGCAUCCAUGGAGUAUUCUGCAGUUAUUUUAAUAUUUAACUUUUGUAUUUAGAAAUAACAAUUUUGAAGCACUUCUUUUUUUCUUCAGUUUCCCGGCCACCAUGUUGUUAUUGUUUUAUUUGCAAAUGUUUAUGUGUAAGCGAGUUUUGCUUCAAAAGAGAAUCAACCAAUCAGAUGAGCACCCGCCACUAAACGUUGAUAACAGGUCAGUUUGAUCAUCCUAACACAAACUUGUUUAUAAACAUUCGCCCUUGUUUCUUAGUUCUUAAUUAUCAAACACAAAAAGGAAAAGGGUGGCGGAAAGGGCGAUCCACCCCCGGGCGGCAAUUUUUUCUUUAGAUGGAGUGACGGAAAUUUCGACCAGCUGCAAAGUUUUCUCCGUGGAAGGGGCGGAAAAAUCAUGGCCAUCCUUGGGUGUGACUUACCUUAGCUACGCCCCUGAGCACAAAGAUUUUGUUACAUAUAGUUAUCAAAAUUGUGAAAGAAUUCUAUCUUCAUAGACUUGAGACGUGACCAAAAUAGUUGACAAAAUAUGAAACGUGUGCAAGUUGUAUAUAGAGAUAUGUAGGGUGUCAUAAGUGGUGAGAUGUAGUUUUUCAUAAGUGGUGAGAUGUAGUGUGUCAUAAGUGUGAGAUGUAGUGUGUCAAAAUUGGUGAGACAAGGUAAGGUCGGUCAUGAACGCUUCAUAAAAGUUUUUAUGAAAUGAACGUCUUUCCUGUGCACGGUGCGUAAGACAGCUUUGCUCAUUACAAGAGGACAUGUGUUGGGUGUUAUGUGUAAGACAGCUUGGCUCAUUACAAGAGAACAUUGUGUUGAGUGUUCAUUUACUUGACGUCUGAAUGUUGUGAAACGUAAUGGUAUUGAAUAUAUUUUUUGAGACCAGGAUGGACACACUUUUUCCAAAAUAGCCAGAGUCAUGGCGAUUAAAAAGUAAAAUUCCCCAAACUAUACAUAAAUGAUAAAACACUACUGUUAAAUCAAUUAACAGUGAUACCUUCGAUGGCGGCGUCUCAGCUUCUUCUGAAAUGCAGCAUUUUAAAUGAAAUAAAAACCAACAACUUUACUCACCCAAUUAAACCAAAUGUUGAUGUUAUCUUGUAUAAGACUGACAUUUGAAUACUAGCAAUAGAGAUCAUUUAAAAAGAAUGCAUCACAUGUUUUGGAUUGAAUCUAGUCAUCCCAGCUAACACUUAUCUCACCUCACAGAAGCCAGGUCACUUAAUCAGAGCCAAACGCUCAAUAAACACUGACGUCACCUCUGACAACUCCAUGAGCAGUUACAUCCGGAGCAAUGAUAAAUGCUUCACUGUGUGACCUCGGUGUAACACAGUUCAAUAUAAACAAUCAUUCUUCCCACGAACAAUAAUUGCUUGGAACCAACUGGACAAUGCGGCCGUGGACUCGACAUCAGUCGAGAGUUUCAAGGCUGCCCUGGCACCACCUGCUAGGAGCCGUUAGGAUAGCCGCACCGUUUCCCAAACCGUUGAACAUCUGCCAGGACUUGGUUGCAGCAACGUAGUCUAUCAGAAUCAGAAUCAGAAACUGCAUCAAGAGGAGAGUGUACUAGAGAUUUAUCAAAAGACUGUAUCUUGAGAUUGUACAUACACAUUGUAUUUUGAGAUUGCAUCUUGAGAUUGUAUCUAGAGAUUGUAUCUUGAGAUGGUACCUCUAGAUUGUAUCUAGAGAUUGUACAUAUAGAUUGUAUCUAGAGAUUGUAUCUGGAGAUUGUAUCUAGGGAUUGUAUCUUGAGAUUGUAUCUAGGAAUUGUACCGCGAGAUUGUUUCUUGAUAUUUUCUGCAGAGAUUGUAUCUCGAAUUUGCAAAGAAUGUCUGAAUCUAUAGAUUUCAUCUAUAGAUUAUAUGUAGAGACUGUGUCUAAAGAUUUCUUCUAUAGAUUAUACGUAGAGACUGUGUCUAAAGAUUUCUUCUAUAGAUUAUACGUAGAGACUGUGUCUAAAGAUUUUAUCUAGACAUUGUAUCUUAGAUAUUGCAAAGAGUGACUGAAUCUAUAUAUUGUAUAUAGAUAUUUUAUCUAGAGAAUGUAUCUAGAGAUUUUAUUUAGAAAAUGACUUUAUUACAGGAAACUAUAUGAAAUUAUCAACUACUUGUCAAUGUUUACGAACAUGGCAGUCGGAGUCUUCACGUGUUUACUCCGUAUCAUUGUCAGUGCAUUCUUUGGUGUCUUCUCCGUUGGAAGACUGGAUAAAAGUGUCUUUACCAGAGAUAUGGAAACUUUUGAUAGAGGUAAGUCAACAUAUGGGGAUGUCGACCGGGGUAAGCUUGUCUAUGCUUCUGAUAACUCUCACAGGUUACAAAGCCUACUUGUCUAUGCUUCUGAUAACUCUCCCAGGUUACAAAGCCUACUUUUCUAUGCUUCUGAUAACUCUCCCAGGUUACAAAGCCUACUUGUCUAUGCUUCUGAUGACUCUCCCAGGUUAUAAAGCCUACUUGUCUAUCCUUCUGAUAACUUCCCCAGGUUACAAAGCCUACUUUUCUAUCCUUCUGAUAACUCCCCCAGGUUAGAAAGCCUACUUGUCUAUGAUUCUGAUAACUCCACCAGGUUACAAAGCCUACUAUUCUAUCCUUCUGCAAACUCCCCCAGGUUACAAAACCUUACUUUUUGAGGCCUUCUGCUAACUCCCCCAGGUUACAAAUCCUACUUUUCUAUCCUUCUGAUAACUCCCCCAGGUUACAAAGCCUACUUGUCCAUGCUUCUGGUUGACAACGCCCACAACAACCCCAGCAUGCGAGUGUUUGCUCAUCUGUUGUGGACCAAAGUGCUAGCGUCUCGCUUCAAACAGGGGAGUAGCUCUGGUAGCUUUAGUGACACGACUCCACUGACUCCCCCAAUAAAAAUACGUCAAAGGUAAGCUACCCUUAUAGUCUUCAUCAAAUAAUUUAUUUAAAGUUGCUCCCCUUUAUGAAACUGAAAAUACUGUACUCGUACCUCUAAUUGAUGAUGUCAGACGUAUUCGAUUCCACGAAUCUUACACGGCUCAACCUCUAUUACAAUCUUCUAUGAUGGUGUGUUAAGAAAACAAAAAAAAAAACUUGUCUAUUUUUAUUUUUUUUACAUUUAGAACAUUUGGAACAAAUAGUAGCGAAACUCCCAGCUCGGCAGAGUCCGGAAAUCCCUGGACAUUUUGUGAUGGCCCCGGUAAGUAAACAGUGGUUUGGUUCUGUCCCGACCCUUGCAAACGAUUCGCACGAUGCAUUCCAGUGGCAUCAAGCAAAAUUAGUUUUGGAUCUCGGUUUGGUGUUCAGUUCAUUCAGUGGUGCUCCAUGCUUGGUAUCAUGUUGACUGGAAACCAACUAGUUAUUAAAUGCAAAGCUACAACUUAGAUAACUGACUCUAUUAAAAACUUUUAUGUUUUAUGAUUUUGCCAUCUAUUCGAAGUAAACAAGUACCAACUAUUUCAAGGUAGCCUUAAUGUUGAAUUAAACAUAUUCCAAUAUUUCAAGGUAGCCUUAAUGUUGAAUAAAACACAUUCCAAUAUUUCAAGGUAGCCUUAAUGUUGAAUUAAACAUAUUUCAGUGUAGCCUUAAUGUUGUAUUAAACAUAUUCCAAUAUUUCAAGCUAGCCUCAAUAUUAAAUUAAACACAUUCCAAUCAUUUCAAGGUAGCCUUAAUGUGUAAGUCAAAGGUUUUCCAUUGUUUUAGUUCACAUCCAAGUGUCCAAUCAGAGCCUUACUCGAUGGUUCCUGGCCUUCACACUCAUCCACAAUCCGCAACUCACCAAGCUAAGGAAACAUGCCCUUAAGAAGGACGUGUCCAGCUCUCCUACUCCGGAUGACCCUGGUUCUGACAAGUCAGACGCCAGAUUAAAUGAACACACGUCUUUAGAGGAAACACAUGAGAAACAAAACGAAUUAGGGAAGCAAGAUAUUUUUGAUGGCGAAACCAUCAGUAGAAUUGUGUAGGUUCGAUUUAAGUAAUGUCAGAGACACUGUUGAUAGGAUCCUAGUGAGAGAUGGCAGAGAUCUUUUUGACUUGAUUCUAUUGACAGAUGUCAGAGAUACUGUGGAUAUAAUCCUUUUGACAGAUCUCAGAAAAAAUUGUUGAUAUGAUCCUAUAAUUGACUGAUGUCAGGGUUCGUAAAACCAGGUCAGGAGAUAACAUUUGAAUUUCUUAUACAUGUAUACUUCUGUUCUUCAUUGUCACUGUCACGGGUCAUUGCGCGAAGGUAUGGGUGUAUAAUAGUGUUACUGUAAGGGGAAAAGGGGUAUGGAGAUAUCAUGGGGUGUGAAGGUGUAGACGCAAUCCUGGUGCUUUGUUUGCUAGGGUUAAACUCAGUUCUGGAAUAUAUGAUGUCAACGUUCUAACUCAGUGCUGUAAUAUGUGACAUCAAUGUUCUAACCCAGUACUGGAAUAUGUGACGUCAAUGUUCUAACUUAGUUCUGGGAUAUAUGAUGUUAAUGUUCUAACUUACUACUAGAACAUGUGACGUCAAUGUUCUAACCCAGUACUGGAAUGUGUGACGUCAAUGUUCUAACUCAGUGCUGGUAAAUUUGAUGUACUUUUUGUAACUCAGUAUUGGUAUAUGUGAAUGUGAUGUCAUUGUUCUAACUCAAUACUGGAAUAUGUGAUGUUAGUAAGAAUUGUGUUGAAAAUUGCCACGGAUAAGUUGUCCUCAGCCAUUAUGUAUGCGGUGUUACGGCAUUUAUCUUAUAAUUUGUGAGUGUUGAUGAGUUGAUGCUUGGAUAUUAUGCUUACAGUCGAUCGAGUUUUCUUGCAGUCAGAUGACAUAGCUGCCCAGUUUUUUAAUGAAAUUUUGACAUUUUAAAAUCUAACUAUAAAUUUUUCUGUGUUGCUUCACAAAAAAAUUCUAAAUAAAAUUGUCUAUAUUUUACUUUUGUUGUCUGACUUUAACAUUGCUUAAGAAAUAAAUCUUCAGAGCAAUGUUAUAUAGAAAUAAAUCUUCAGAGCAAUGUUAUACAGAAAUAAAUCUUCAGAGCAAUGUUAUAUAGAAAUAAAUCUUCAGAGCAAUGCUAUA